AUGGAUGAAAGAAUUUACAACUUUAGAUUUUCUGCUUUCACACAGAUAUCAUCGAUGCAGUUAGAGGAAACAAUUAACCGAUAUGAAGAGUUGGAAUUACAAAAAAGUGAUGAAUCGAAAGAAACAUUUGGAUGUAACGAUCUGAGUGAGAAUGAUUCAACGACUUCAGAAAUGGGGCAGAUAGGGGAGGUAAAAAAUAAGUGGCAAGAGAAAAACAGCGAAUUCCAGAAAAUUAAGAAUGAACUCAGCGAUAAACAGAAGUUAGUAGUUGAACUCUAUGCGACGCUGCGCAUUCUUCAUCAGAAAAUGAUAGAGUCUGGACAAAAUGUAGAAUUGCCUGCUACAGACGAUUUACACGUUAUGAAUGUUGCAAAAUUAUCUCCUGAGCAGUUGCUUCAGAUGUGCAGAGAAACUAAGUUCCAAAACAACACCUCACAACCAGUGAAUAACAUGCUUCCUGUAGAUAUUCAAAAAUUGUACAAAAUGCCGUCUAAAUUAAUAACUACAUGUGAACAAGCUUUAGAGAAAGGGAAAGAAGUCAUUGACUGGUUUGGUUCUUUGAAAUCGCAGGUCAGCAGCAAUACUCUCACUAAAAAACUUAAUGCAUUUAAUUCCGAAAAUGAAAUGUUGACCGCUAUCUUAAGGAACCUAAAAACUGAAUGUAUUCAAGAGCUUCAAAUAAUUGAACAGUACAUAAGGCAAAGCGUGAACGACACGAUGGCGAUGCAUUUACAAUCAGAACAGAUGACUUGCAAGUUAUCAGAGUUAAACUCGCAGAAUGCUGAUCUUCGUAAGCAAUUGUUUAAUGCGGAAAACUUAAGAUCGCAUUGUAAUAAAAGAAGGGUUGAGGAACUAGAAAAGGAACUAAAAGAAGAAAAAGCCAAAAGAAUGUCUAUGAAAAACCGUCUGUCCAGAGCUGAAAGUCAAGUCAAAGAGGCUACUGAAAGAACGUCUCAGUUACAGGACGAGGUUAAUAAAGCCCACUUGCAAUUACAUACCAUGGAAGAUGCAAUGCUACACCUGGAACAACAGAACCAAAAGCUACAAAGAAAUUAUGACGACGAACUAAUGAGAUUAAAUGAAACUGUCAAAGAAAACACAGCAAAUUUGGAAGAAAUAGCACAUGAUCGUAAAAAACUACAAAUUGAGAAAGAUGAUCUUGAGAAAAAAAUCACAGAGCUUUCAAUGUACUAUGACGAGUCACUUCGAAAAAUACAGACAGAAAUGAAAUCAAACAUGGCAAAAUUAGCUGAAACAGAAACCAAGUAUAAUAUUGAAGUUGAAGAAAAAAAGAAACUAGAGUCACAUUUUUGUGCACAACUGUUAGAGGCUGAAUCACGAAAUGAAGACCUUUUACAAAAGUUAAAACAAAUAGAGUUACAGUUAAAUAACGUAAUGACAUUGGAACAUGAACAUGCAAAUAUACGGAAAGAGUUGGAAAAGACAUGUUUAGAAGCAAAAAAUUAUGAAGUCCAAUUGCUUCAACAAACUGAGGCUAGGAGUGAAAUAGAAAACCAUUGGAAACAAUCUCAAGAAGAAAUAUUGAAAUUAAAACAAGACUUAGCAGAGCAAGAACAAUAUACAGUAAAACUUAAAAACCAUGAAGAUUCUUUGAGAAAUCAACUUCAAGAAAGUGAAACAAAACUGGAACAUUAUGAAACUGAAUUGUCUUCCCUUAAAAGUUUUAUCACGCAAUUGAAGAACCAAUUCGGUGGAUAUGAAAAUAUUGACCAGCUACUUGAAACGAUAAAUCAACAAAACGAAAGAUUACUUGAAACCAAUCGUCAGAAUUGUGACAUCUCUGAAAAACUACAGCACAAAGAUAUCGAAUUAAGGGAAAUAUGUGAGACUGUGAAGACACAGAGUCAAAUGUUGCAAGAAAAAGAUGAUCUUAUAAAAAAAUUGACUGACGAUGUGGAAGAACAAGCUAUAAUUAAUAAACAACUGAAAAAUAACAUGGAAUUACGAGCUAAUGUAGAAUCUGAGCUUAAUCAACAGUUUGCAAAGAAGAAUUUGGAAAUAGAUUCUCUUGUAAGUACUUUAGAGACAAAAAAUAAUCAAAUAUCACAAUUGGAAAAAAUAAUUUUGACAUUAGAAAAUAAUGCUCAUAAGUCUGAUUUGCAAAAGAGAAAAUAUGAAGAAAAGAUCCGUUUACUUGAAACAAAAAUAAUCAAUUAUGAAUCCCAUUUCAAUAAAAUAGAAAAGGAAAAGACUUUAAAUAACUUUGAACAAGUACUAAAAAUUCUUGAAGAUGAAAUGGAAACACCAUUCGAGUCAAAAGACAUAAAGAAUGAAGACAGCGAACCACUUAAAAGGAGUUUUUUAACUGAAGAGCUACAAUUUGAUCAGUUCGGUGAAUAUGCGCGCAAUAAAAAACAAACAUUGUAUCCCUCUGUGAAAAGAAAAAUGAUGAAGAACAACAACGAUAAAAAUACAGUCGAGAAUACUUCUAGCUCUUUCAACGAAGAAAUGUAUGAAGAUGAUAAUUUUAAUUAUAAAAAUAAUAUGAAUACAGAAAACCGUUGUCCUGAUCAACAAGUUAACCUGAAUUCAGUAGAAUUGAAGCCAAAUUUUAUAAAAAGUACACACAGUGUUGGAAAUUCACGGGAGAAAAUACUUACUAAAAACUUACAGUUGUUUAGUAAACUUAGAAACGAAAAGAAAUCUAGAAUGUUUGAAAUAGCUUGUCACAGAAUGUAA
Molecule: messenger RNA, 2700 nt
Organism: Parnassius apollo (apollo)
Lineage: Eukaryota; Metazoa; Arthropoda; Insecta; Lepidoptera; Papilionidae
Source: the annotation of a GenBank genome assembly